AUGAGCUCGUAUGAGGAAGAGGACUCCAUUCGGGAUGAGGCAGUCAACUUGCUGCGCCAGAGUCACAGGAGCUCAGCAUCGUCUAACGCAACACCGGUGGUACACCAUCAAGCUCGAUUCCGCAAACUCAUCGGUUUCGCUGUUCUGAGCUUCGUCGUAGUGCUCGCUUUUGCUGCGGGCGCACAUCACGACUCGAUCAAGACGAGCAUACAGUCUGUCUAUGCUCCACCUGCAACGAACAAAGCCAAGCAAGCGCUCGGCAGGACUCAUGCCACCACUCAUCUCGCUUGCGGUCGCGGUCAGAGUUCGGUCGAUGUGCCACAAGGGCAUACAUCGAGCGAUGGCAGGAUACCCACCGUUGUACUCAUCGCUCUCAAUACGACCGAGGACUUGCUUUCCGAGCCAUCAGAGCGUACCUUCAUCUCCCGCAAUAGAUCUGGCCUCUCGCUCAUUGACCAGCCUGACAAACCGCUUUCGGUAGACUUUGCCGAUGACGCCGCAUGUCAAGCGCACUAUAUACCCAGCAUAGACACGGAUGCAGCUGCCCUGAAGGCGACUGUUCAGCCAGACGAAGUCAUGCUCUGCCUCGCCACACAGCCACAUAGAGUCGAGACUUUCCUCAAUGUCUGGGCAGCGUCAUUGCCCCCGGCUUCGAGCGUAGAUGUAGCUCUCUCAGCUGUCGAUCAUACCUCGAAUGGCACAUUAGCACAAGGCCCGACGCCAAGGAUUCUGAUUCUCAAGCAGCCAAUAGCAGUUCCAUCAGAAGGAUGGGACAGUGAUUUGACGGAUGAGCCCUUUGAAGACGAUGGGGUCGAACUUGAGGAGCUGGCCCAAGCUGAUGAGUCGCCCUUCCAAGAAGCGCAUAAGCGGCAAAACCGACAGCAGGACGUGAUCGGCAAUCGCACGCUUGCACUUGCGAGUAGAAUCGGUCUAGAUCUAGUCUACAACGACCAACUUGCAGAUCGAUACGAGGAGCGGUUCUUCCAGCUCGUCCUGCGCGCUUGGGAGAACGACGAGCAGGACAGAGCUAGAGGACACGGCAAAAAAUGGUUCAUCCUUCUUGACGACGAUACAGCCAUCAUCAACUUCUCCGGCCUGCUCAGUAUCUUGAGCCAGUACGACCCUGCAGAGAAGCACUUUGUGGGCGGGCUAAGUGAAUCGAAAGAAGCCUUGCAUGGCUGGGGCGUGUUCGGCUAUGGCGGGGCAGGUAUUGCGCUCAGUCAGGCGAUGGUCGAGGCGAUGAACAAGCCUGACAUUGCCGCAGAAUGCCUGAGCCGCGGAAAGACAAUCUUCGGAGGCGAUGGCAUCGUUGCAGCUUGCGCAGAGUACAUGAUCGGCAAGCCCAUUACCUCGUUCAUGCAAGUCGAGAGCACAAUGCGCCAGAUGGAUUUCGGUCCAGAUAACACGGGUUACUUCGAGGCUGGUCUCGCGAUCACAACGCUGCAUCACUGGCUUGCGUGGUUCUCGAUUUGGCAAGAUACAGAGCACUACCGACGCGAUCGGCUACAGUCUGUGCUCCUCAUGCUCUCUACCGCUCGUCAGCUCGGUGGUCAUAACUGGGGCAGACGAUACUUGUUCGACGAAAAUCGAACGAUGAUCACGCUGGGCUACUCGGUCACGCUCUACAAGGAGCCGCUCACGGCAUCGGAUCUAGAGAAGAUCGAAUGGACAUGGGCACCUGAUCGAGAGCUAUAUGAUCCUGUGCGACCCCCCUUGGAAGCUACCGACAAGUCUUCCUACCUAUUGACGAUGAUCAAGCAAAUCCGAGAUCCUAGCUUUGCACUUCCUUCACUCCUGAUGAGACAUCACAACCAACUUGGCGAGAUGAUCCAGGUGAUCUGGCAGCCUACCACGGAGGCAUUCAAGCUGCAUACAGCGGAAGCACGAUUGCAAUGUCUCGGAGACUGUGACAUGAACAAUCGGACGGUAUGGCAACAGACAUCAGAUCAUGCUUUCGUCUUGAUCUCUGCAAUCAGAUGA
Molecule: messenger RNA, 1980 nt
Organism: Mixia osmundae IAM 14324
Lineage: Eukaryota; Fungi; Basidiomycota; Mixiomycetes; Mixiales; Mixiaceae
Product: glycosyltransferase family 31 protein
Exons: 4
Coding region: 1-1980 (659 amino acids)
Cellular component (GO): membrane
Molecular function (GO): acetylglucosaminyltransferase activity
Source: RefSeq, a predicted model, not a curated record